Cryphonectria parasitica EP155 is the source of this 1347-nucleotide messenger RNA. RefSeq lists its product as uncharacterized. NCBI's taxonomy places the organism in Eukaryota, Fungi, Ascomycota, Sordariomycetes, Diaporthales, Cryphonectriaceae. The record is from RefSeq and is a predicted model, not a curated record. The coding region runs from base 1 to 1347 and encodes 448 amino acids. The transcript has 3 exons. Gene Ontology annotation, biological process: secondary metabolite biosynthetic process. Gene Ontology annotation, molecular function: FAD binding.
AUGCCCGGUAUAGUUUCAAAAGAAGAACCUCUUGAGGUUGCCAUUGUUGGCGGUGGCAUCAUUGGCCUGGCCUUGGCAGCCGGUCUUGUGUAUCGUAACGUUCGAGUAAAGGUCUACGAAAAGACAUCCUCUUUCCGCCCGAUUGGGGCUGGAAUAGGCUUCACUGAAGCCCUUGCUCUGUUGCAUCCUGGGGCUCUCGAGGCCGAAAGAAAGGUUGCCACUGCGAACGGCGACCCGAACGACCCAAAUGACUGGCUCAAAUACGUGGAUGCUUACAACCACGAAGGCGACGAAAGUGAUGAGGAGCCUCUCCGUUUCCAGCUCUACACAGGCUACCGAGGAUUCGAAGGAUGUGUUCGCGCACAUUUCCUGGAAGAACUUCUCAAGUUGAUCCCGAAAGAUGUGAUCGUGUUCAGCAAGAACAUAGACACUGUUGUUGAUCAGGGAGAUAACAAGAAGACGAUACUCAGGUUCAAAGACGGGACCACUGCCGAGGCAGAUGUCGUCGUCGGCUGCGAUGGAAUCAAGUCACGCAUCCGAAAGCUGAUGCUGGGCAACCACCCGGCAGCUGAGCCGUCAUACAACCAUCAGUAUGCUGUCCGGUGUGCCCUGCCAAUGGAUAUGGCAGCUGCGGCAUUGGGAGAAUAUAAAGCGCACAACCGGCACAUGCAUAUGGGUCAGAAUAGCUACAUCGGCAGCGUGCCCAUCGGUCUCGGCAAGAUGAUCAACGUCGUGGCUUUCGUGCUCGAUCCAGGAGAGUGGCCGGACAAGGACAGUCUCACGGCGCCUGCCGACGCCGACACGAUCAUCAAAGCCUUCCAACACCACCGCGCGCCAAUUAGCCGCCUGAUUCAAAAGGUGGUUGAGUAUACAGGAGACACUGGACUCGUCAAGUGGGGGAUCUUCGACAGCGUGGACAACCCGUCGCCUACUUUUUCCAAGGGCCGCGUUGCAAUCGCCGGCGACGCCGCACACGCCAUGAGUCCUCACCACGGUGCCGGUGCUGGCACAGGCAUUGAGGACUGCCUCGUACUUGCAGACUUGUUGGCUGAUGUGAAUAAGGGUGUGGGCGUAGAUGCCGGCCUCAGAGCUGGCCGGGGAGCUGCUAUCCGAGCAGCUCUUCAAGCCUAUACGAACAUUCGCAUUGAGCGCGCUCACUUUAUUUGUAGCAGCAGUCGUGUGGUCGGUCAACUCCUUGAGUGGCGGUACCCACCGACUAUGACAGACUGGGACAAAUGUCUGGCCGAGCUGAGAUGGCGCUCGCACAAGAUUUGGCACUAUGACGAAGGCCAGAUGGUGAAGGACGCACAAGCCGAGUACAAGAAGUUGCUGGAAGCCGGACAGUAA